Messenger RNA from Macroventuria anomochaeta, 1696 nucleotides. Its product is annotated as glucose/galactose transporter. The transcript is spliced from 3 exons. Gene Ontology annotation, molecular function: transmembrane transporter activity. NCBI's taxonomy places the organism in Eukaryota, Fungi, Ascomycota, Dothideomycetes, Pleosporales, Didymellaceae. The record is from RefSeq and is a predicted model, not a curated record. Gene Ontology annotation, biological process: transmembrane transport. Bases 135 to 1652 code for a protein of 505 amino acids.
GUCGAGCAUGCCCUCGUUGUAUAUCAUCAGCUCCAAGGUUCUCCAGCCUCAUCAUCAUCUGAGCAUCUGCUCCACAGAACUCCUGGGAUCCUCUUACUUCAUUCCAUCUUUAUACCUUACAACCAUCCACCACAAUGGUUCUCGGACUCGGUGGCUCACUGGAGCCUACAAUGGACCAGGUCCACGAGCAACAGGCUCGCCGUCCCUCGACUGUCGAGGUUGUCAACGAGGAUAUCCGCCGCAAGAGCGUUGACAACCGCAUCGUCACUGGUGCUUCUCAGUUGACCACCCGUCAAUCCAUCAUCCCCGUUGCCCUGGUCACACUCCUCUUCUUCCUCUGGGGUUUCGCCUACGGUCUUCUCGAUGUCCUCAACUCCCGCUUCCAGGUUGCGUUGGACAUCUCUCAGGGAGAGUCGUCUGGUCUCCAGGCUGCCUACUUCGGUGCCUACUUUAUUGGUCCUCUCACCUACUCUGGUUGGUUCCUUCGCAAGUUCGGCUACCGCUACACCUUCAUGCUCGGUCUUGGUAUCUACUGCGUCGGGGCCCUCAUGUUCUGGCCUUCAGCUGUGAAGCGAAGCUUCGGUGGUUUCUGCGGUUCCAUGUUCAUCGUCGGCUCUGGUCUGUCUACCCUUGAGACCUCCGCCAACCCGUACAUUGCUGUCUGCGGUCCUCCCAAAUGGGCUGAAUUCCGUCUCGAGCUUUCUCAGUCUUUCCAAGCUGUCGGCUCCGUCGUCGCUCCCGUUCUUGCUUCCUUCGUCAUCUUCAAGAACGUUGGUGAGGAUGGCAAGUCUCUCUCCUCCGUCCAGUGGGUCUACCUUGGUAUCGCCAUUUUUGUCGGUAUCUUGGCUGUCGUCUUCUACUUCGCUCCCAUCCCUGAGAUUACUGACUCCGAUAUGGCCGACCAGGCUGAGAUGAUGACCUCCGCUACUGGAUACGUCGACAAGCCUCUCCGCAAGCAAUAUACUCUCUUCUUCGGUGUUGCUGCUCAGUUCUGCUACGUUGGUGCUCAAGUCGGUAUCGCCUCCUUCUUCAUCAACUAUUUCACCCAGGCCCACCCCAACCUGAGCACCACCGAUGCUCACCACCAGGGUGCCAACUACUACGCCAUUGCCCAGGCUCUCUUCGCCGUCGGUCGUUUCAGCGCUGCUGGCUUCAUGUACAUUGGUAUCAAGCCCCGCUUGGUCUUGCUCGUUUACCAGACCGCCAUCAUGAUCUUCCUCGCUGCGUCCAUCGGUACCAACACUGGCAGCGCUACUGCUCCUAACUGGGGUGGUCUUGCUCUUCUCAUGGUUGUACUCUUCUUCGAGUCCUGUAUCUUCCCGAUCAUCUUCGCACUGACUCUCCGUGGCCUUGGUCGCCACACCAAGCGUGGUGCUUCCUUCCUCGUCGCCUCCGUCUCCGGUGGUGCUGUCGUCCCCGUCAUCCUUGGCAACGUCGCAGACCGCAUCGGCACACAGCGCGCCAUGGUCGUUCCCUUGGCCUUCUUCCUCAUUGCCUGGGCCUACCCCAUCUACCUCAACCUGUACAAGCGCAGGGAGCUUGAUGCCUACACCGAAUCCAAGGUCGGUACUUCCGAGGAGGGCACCGUCGACUUCGACUCAAUUGUUGCCAAUAAGGACAUCGAGGCUGCUCACUUCGAACACAAGGCAUAAGUGUCUACUGCUACAGUUUUAUAUUUAAAGAGUUUGGUGGCACG